AUGAUCUCGCCUCACCUCGUCGGCAACAUCUUUGCUCACUUCUCCUUCAACGACCUUAGGGGUAUUUUCCUCCGGCGACCUCGGGCUCAUGUUCUUCCACCUCCUAAUGUUACUGGAGCUCUACACAUUGGUCAUGCUUUAACUGCUGCUAUCCAGUGCAUAACAAUGAAUAAGGAAUGUGCUAGUGAACAAUCUCAUGGCCUUAUGACUGGACCUUCAAAUAAUAUCCACAAAGAACUGAAAUUUGAUUAUGUAGAUAACUUUGACAGACAUAAUUCAGGUUUUACAAAUAGUGUUUCACCUUUACAAUAUCAUACAACUGAGAAAUAUCAGGUAUCACAUUCAGAUAUGUUUGGAGGUUAUGAUGACAAACCGUUGCUGAUGAGUUCAAAUGCAAAGCAUUUAGGUAACUUAAGAGGAGGUAAUAAAAUCCAGGAGACAUCUUCCAUUGAUGCCCUAAACUCUUAUCCUGGCUUAAUGUCAUCUGGCCCAUGUUGUUUAACCAUUCAACUGAUGGAUGUUGGGAAUGCAAAGACUGAUGUGGUUGCGGUUUCUGUGGAUCAUAAUUUUUCAACUUAUCUUCACAAUGGUUUUCUUUCUGUUGUGCCUGGAAAAAAGGAUUCUGGUAUUAUGUUGCAGAGAAAUAAAUGCCAAUUCUCAGGUAUUGAUGAAUCUUCUGCUAUAUCAGCUGUCAUGGAAGGCGUACAUGUGGUGAAUGGUUUGGAGUAUAAGAUGUAUUGCAGCUCAUCAAAGUUUGAUGGAUUUCAGAAGAAUUCUAUCCAAAUGGUAAAACCAGCAAAAGGAACAACAACUUUGGCUUUUAUUUUUAAGGAAGGUGUGAUGGUUGCUGCAGAUUCCCGAGCUAGCAUGGGAGGCUAUAUAUUUGACGGGGAGAGUGGAAAAAAAAGACGAUGGUCAGAGGGGAUUCACCUGGUUGUGGAGGCAAAAGAAGGGUUACCAAUCCAGGCUGAUUCAGUUGUAGUGGCACAAAUCACAUACCAAUCAAUGUUUAAGCUUUAUCCAAAGCUUUCAGGGAUGACAGGAACUGCAAAAACUGAACAUCCUACUUUCAUUGCUUUCUACCAUACUAGCAUACUCUUUAAAAAAGAUAUCUUUCAUAAGGCACUGUACUUUGAAAACUAUACCACUUAUGGUUAUAGCUCUAAAUACGUGGGCAAAAGUGAGAACAAGAGUUGGACAUAUGAGAAGGCAAAAUCUAUAAUUUCAGAGUCAAUUGAAAUGAGCCAGUCAAUGGGUUUAGAUGAACUGCAAAGGCUUGUGGAAGAACAGGCAGAGAUGUACCCUCUUGGUCCUUGCAUUGCAAUUGCCUAUUUAUCGGUUCUAAAGGACUGUGAGAUUCAUUGCUUUCAUGAAGGAUUGGAAGUCAAACGACUUGGUGGUCUCCAUGUCAUUGGGACAUCUCUGCAUGAGUCCCGAAGAAUUGAUAAUCAGAGCAGGAAGGCAAGGAGAUCCUGGAUCAACACGCUUCAUGGUCAGGAAGAUAAGAAAUUCAGAUGUUCGAAGAAGAAUGAGUAUGGUCCUUCUGCACAGGUUGUUAUUGAAACCAAACCAAAGAAAUCUUUAAAGAAGAAGACUACUGAAGUUCAAGUGCCCAUGGUGACAACAAUGUCUGUUGAAGAAACUAUUCCAAUUGAGCCUGUUAUAGACAAAACUCUAGAGAAAAUUGUUAUUCCUUCGAUUACUGGUGUAUUUCACACGAUAAAGAUGAAAUCUAAACAUAAACGAAGGACUCCAACACUUAAUGUAGUACAAAAGCCACAUCUUACUCAUCAAGGGUCGUUUUUCGUGAAGAACCAGCUCCAGUUUCUCCAUUAUCAAAGAAGAGAUUAG
Molecule: messenger RNA, 1851 nt
Organism: Lactuca saligna
Lineage: Eukaryota; Viridiplantae; Streptophyta; Magnoliopsida; Asterales; Asteraceae
Source: the annotation of a GenBank genome assembly